Arabidopsis thaliana (thale cress) is the source of this 1602-nucleotide messenger RNA. It is a transcript of the gene BETAG4, whose product is annotated as beta-1,3-glucanase 4. Gene Ontology annotation, biological process: carbohydrate metabolic process. Lineage: Eukaryota; Viridiplantae; Streptophyta; Magnoliopsida; Brassicales; Brassicaceae. The transcript has a single exon. Bases 110 to 1147 code for a protein of 345 amino acids. Gene Ontology annotation, cellular component: extracellular region. Gene Ontology annotation, molecular function: glucan endo-1,3-beta-D-glucosidase activity; hydrolase activity, hydrolyzing O-glycosyl compounds. The record is from RefSeq and is marked reviewed.
UACAGUAUAUAAAUAGAUCCUACAGUUUGCAAGGAAACACACAACAACAAAAAAAAACAAAUUUGGUUCCUUUUUCUUCUUCAGACGAGUAAUAUCUUUUGUCUUCAUCAUGCUCUAUUCACCUAAGAAGCUGUUCUUGUUCUUCCUCUCGUGCAUUGUGCUGUAUGUCAACUCCAACAACAGUGGCUUCGUAACCGCAGCAAAUAGCAUCGGCUUGAACUACGGACUCCUCGGUGACAACCUCCCGUCUCCUUCCAAUGUUAUCAACCUUUACAAGUCCAUAGGCAUUAGUAGAAUCCGAAUCUUCGACCCGAACACUGAGGUACUCAAUGCCUUACGUGGUCACCGCGAUAUUGAAGUCACUGUUGGCGUUAAGGACCAAGACUUGGCUGCUCUUGCUGCAAGCGAAGAAGCUGUUAAGGGCUGGUUCGCGGCCAACAUCGAGUCUUACUUAGCUGACGUCAACAUCACAUUUAUUACCGUUGGUAACGAAGUCAUCCCCGGACCAAUCGGUCCUCAAGUGCUUCCCGUCAUGCAGUCUCUAACCAACCUAGUCAAGUCGAGGAAUCUUCCGAUCUCGAUAAGCACCGUGGUGGCUAUGUCGAACCUGGAGCAGUCGUAUCCACCUUCCGCGGGAAUGUUCACCUCCCAGGCGCGGGAACAACUUGUCCCCGUGUUGAAACUAUUGUCUCAAACAAGCACACCAAUCCUUGUCAACAUAUACCCUUACUUCGCUUAUGCGUCCGACCCAGCCAACAUCCGUCUCGACUAUGCCAGCUUUAACACUAAGUCCAUCGUGGUCCAAGAUGGAUCAUUGGGCUAUUCAAACAUGUUUGAUGCAAUCUUUGAUGCGUUCGUGUGGGCAAUGGAGAAGGAAGGCGUUAAAAAUUUACCAAUGGUGGUGUCCGAGACCGGAUGGCCAUCCGCGGGGAACGGGAACUUUACCACGCCGGCUAUUGCGUCCACCUACAACAGAAAUUUUGUGAAGCAUAUAGCAAGCGGAAAAGGGACGCCUAAAAGGCCUAACAAGAGCAUGAACGGGUUUUUGUUUGCAACGUUCAAUGAAAAUCAGAAGCCGGCCGGGACUGAACAAAACUUUGGUUUAUACAAUCCAAGUGAUAUGAAGCCUAUCUACAAGCUAUUCUAAGUGUGAAAGUUACUUAGACUUUCCCGAUUCACUAAUAAUAAUGCUCUACUAGUUGUUAGUGAAUUAAAGUAAGAUUAACAAUGAUGCACAUGCUAUAAGCAACUGGUGACUAUGAGAUGAUGGCUCUCGUAGCGAACUUAGUUGACUUUUUGUAAUAAAAUCUGAAUGUAGUAUUUAAAACCAAUUUCCUGGUUUUAUAAACGAAUGUACUGCCUCUUCAAUAAAGUAAGGAACCUUUGCCUACGGCAUCGAAUUUAAUUUGAAGUCACCAGUUGACAACGAAUGUACUGGUCUGGUUUGUGCCUCUCCACUUAAAGUAAGUUGACAAGCUAAGUGCUAAGUAUUCUCGUUGUUACUGUAUAAACUAUUCCUAAAUUAUAGUUUAGAGGUAAUGCUUAGAGCAUCAUAAUCCAUGGUUUCUUAAAAAGUUAAGAAAAUCUCUUAAAAUAUUAUAU